GAGGGGAUUCAUUUGAAUGGACGCUUACUUUAAAACUGCGCGCAACUAGCAGAACAUCCGUCUUGUUUGCAGUACGUUUACAAGGAUAAGAUUGAGCAGGAUUUUUGAGCAAGACAUUCUAAGGAUUUUUUUUUUUGCCUUUGCAGUGUGUUAAUCAAAUCUAGAGGAUUCAGCAAUGGGCAAGGAGGCAAGACCUUUGUGGGAAAAUCCUGUGCAGUUUGUUCUAGCAUGUGUCUCUUAUGCUGUCGGACUUGGCAAUGUUUGGCGAUUCCCAUAUCUGUGUCAAAUGCACGGUGGAGGUGGAUUUCUGAUCCCAUAUCUAAUCAUGUUGGUCCUGGAGGGCAUUCCACUGUUCUACAUGGAGCUGGCAAUUGGACAAAAGACGCGACUGGGCAGCAUCGGGGCAUGGAAUGCCAUCAGCCCCUACCUUGGAGGAGUGGGUAUAGCAAGUGUUAUGACAUCCAUGUUCCUGUGUUUGUACUACAAUAUAAUCAAUGGAUGGGCCUUCUGGUACCUCUUUCAUUCAUUCCAGGCAGUGCUACCCUGGGCAGAUUGUCCAUUAAAUGAAAAUCAGACAGGAUACCUGCAUGAGUGUGAGGUCGCCACACCCACGCAGUACUUCUUCUACAGGGAGACCCUUAAUAUCACUUCCUCCAUCAAAGAGAAUGGGAGCAUUCACAUGGGCCAGGCACUGUGCCUCCUGCUGGCCUGGAUGAUAGUCUAUCUCUUCAUUAUACGAGGGGUUCAGUCCACUGGCAAGGUGGUGUAUUUUACAGCUACCUUCCCCUACCUGGUCCUGAUCAUCUAUUUGAUCCAAGGACUCACACUUCAUGGGGCACUGAAUGGCUUGUCCUACAUGUUUACUCCUAAGAUGGAGCAGUUGGCCAAUCCCACAACAUGGAUCAAUGCUGCCACUCAGAUAUUAUUCUCCCUCGGCCCAGGCUUUGGCUCCCUUAUUGCCUUUGCUAGCUACAACCAAUACAACAACAACAUUGAGCAGCAGGCCAUCAUAGUCUCCUUGAUUAACAGUGGCACAUCCAUCUUUGCUAGCAUUGUUACUUUCUCCAUCUAUGGUUUCAAAGCUACAUUAAACUAUGAGAAUUGCCUGGAAAGGGUGAGAGUGCUGCUUUUAAACACCUUUGACAUGGCAGAAGACACCAUCAACAUGGACAACAUCAAUUACUGGGUAGCAGAGCUGAACCGCACAGAUCCAGAACAGUUUGCAAGUAUAUCCUCAAAACUAGACCACUGUGAUCUGCAAGCUGAGCUGAACACGGCUGUGGAAGGUACAGGUUUGGCGUUUAUUGUCUACAGUGAGGCCAUAAAGAACAUGCCAUUGCCCCAGCUGUGGUCUGUACUGUACUUCUUUAUGCUGCUGAUGCUUGGGAUGGGGAGCAUGCUGGGAAAUAUCACAGCCAUCCUCACUCCACUACGUGACUGGAAACUUCUGUCCAAGUACUCCAAUGAGAAGUUGAGUGGUUUGGUGUGCAUUACCUGUUUUCUCCUUGGCCUGGGCUUCACAACCCCGUCAGGCAACUACUGGUUCACCAUCUUCAAUGACUACGGUGCAAGCCUUUCCCUGCUCUUCAUCGUUCUUGUUGAGGUCAUCAGUGUUUCCUACGUAUAUGGAAUAAAGAGGUUUGAAAAGGAUAUUGAAGACAUGCUGGGUCAUAGACCUAAUUGGUACUGGAAGAUCAUGUGGGUGGCUGUUAGUCCUGUGCUGCUGAUUGGACUCUUCUUAUUCUACAUUGUCAACUACAUAAUGGGAGGCACACCCACUUACCAAGCUUGGGACAAAGACCUGGGCCAGUCGGUGACUGUGCCAUUCCCUGCAUUUGCACAGGUCUUCAUCGGCUUUCUCCUGAUAUCCUCCAUGGGGUGUAUCCCCCUGGUGGCUCUCUACAGAUUCUGGCAAAAGAAGAGACUGGGGGUUGAGGUUGUUGACAACACUUUGUCCGCUUAAAGUUGGAGAGAAGUUCUGAGACUCUGUGUGGGGGUCGGGACUGCACUUCAGUCCACAGAAAAAUGUCAAAGGGCAAAAAGUUCCUCACUGUGUGCCACCCUGGUUUAAAUGUGGUACAGAGUAUACAUUCAGAGCAUUACUUCUCCUUCUAAGUUGCACAUACUCAAGUAUACAGGCUUUUUGCCCCUCUGGCACACUUCACGGCCAUUGGUUCUUUGGUGAUAGUAGCUUCAAUCCUAUUAUAGUAUUUACAUUAGUUCAUCAUGGUAUUUUAACAUUAAUUAUGGUUCAAACUAUUGCUGCGUUUCCCACUUUCGAUGUACCUUAACGUUCUACGAAGGUUUUUAAGGUAUACCUUUCAAAGGGAGCUUGCUAUUUUGCGAGUGUUUCUCAGACUAUACCUUAGCAGUUGCCUUAUGGGACAGUUUCAAAGGUACGUUGUAAGUUGGAGCUGGCCUUCACUGUGCUGCUGAAAAGUGUAUCAAUCGAUGCCACGCAAAUCGAUUGUCUCACUUGUAAAGGCUUAUGAAUGAAGUUUUAAUAUAACAAGUGUCAUAAUCAUUUUA
This is a messenger RNA of Anguilla anguilla (European eel), 2529 nucleotides long. RefSeq names its product sodium- and chloride-dependent transporter XTRP3-like. Gene Ontology annotation, biological process: sodium ion transmembrane transport. Gene Ontology annotation, cellular component: plasma membrane. The record is from RefSeq and is a predicted model, not a curated record. The transcript has 11 exons. Gene Ontology annotation, molecular function: L-proline transmembrane transporter activity. Bases 176 to 1963 code for a protein of 595 amino acids. Lineage: Eukaryota; Metazoa; Chordata; Actinopteri; Anguilliformes; Anguillidae.